UGACGGAUGAAGGAUGACGAUGAUGAUGAUGGGUGAGGGCUCGGAGCAGCUCCUCCCUCUCGCUAUUUAUUGCUGCGCGGAGCUCCGCGCCUGAAUCACCUCGGAGCGAGCGGGCAGCGCCUUUCCAGCCGCCAUGGCCCGGCUCCUCGGCACCUCCUGCCUGCUGCUGCUGCUGCUCCUGGGCCUCUGCGCCGACGUCGCCUCCUCCAAGAAGGGCAAAGUCAAACCCGGCGGGGGCGGCUGGGGCACGGGCAGCCGCCAGCCCAGCUACCCCCGCCAGCCCGGCUACCCCCAGAACCCGGGCUACCCGCACAACCCGGGCUACCCGCACAACCCGGGCUACCCGCACAACCCGGGCUACCCCCAGAACCCCGGCUACCCGCACAACCCCGGCUACCCGGGCUGGGGCCAGGGCUACAACCCGUCCAGCGGGGGCACGUACCACCAGAAGCCCUGGAAGGCGCCGAAGCCCAAGACCAACCUGAAGCACGUGGCGGGGGCGGCGGCGGCGGGCGCCGUGGUGGGGGGCUUGGGGGGCUACGCCAUGGGCAGGGUGAUGUCGGGCAUGCACUACCGCUUCGACAGCCCCGACGAGUCGCGCUGGUGGAGCGAGAACGCCGCCCGCUACCCCAACCAGGUCUACUAUCGCGACUACCGCGACCAGCGCGGCGGCCCCGUGCCGCAGGACGUCUUCGUGGCCGACUGCUUCAACAUCACCGUCACCGAGCACAACAUCGGCCCCGCCGCCAGGAAGGGCGGCAACGCCUCGGAGGCGCUGAACCAGACGGAGGCGGAGCUGGAGACGCGCGUGGUGACCAAGGUGAUCCGGGAGAUGUGCAUCCAGCAGUACCAGGAGUACCGGCUGGCUUCCCACGCCGCCCGCCGCCCGGCCGAUGCCCCGCUGGCCGCCCUGCUGCUCCUCGUCCUCCUCGCCCUGCACUAGGGAGGGAGCCCCGCGCCGUCCCGGUGUCCCCCGUGUCCCCCGCGGGGUCCCCACGUCCCCUCCCCAGGUGUUGGUUUUGGUGAGGAGCCCCCCCGGGGCGCUCUGCGGCGCCUCCGGUAUAGGCAAUGGGAUGAAAAUUUGGUUUUCUGCCCCAAAAAUGGCUCCGGGACGGUGCUGGAGCCCAGAACAGCGGCCUUCGCCUCCUCCUCCUCCUCGGGGUCACCCCGAGAGGGACCAGGCAGAGGGGAGCUCCCCCCUUGGCGUCCCUGCAGGGGCUUUUCCAAAAAUCCUCUUUGUCAGCAGGCAGGGAUUUGCCUCAGCCCCCAGCCACCCCCGUUCCCCGGGGGGCUCAGAGGGGUUCUCAAGCUGCCAGGUUGCAAUUUGAACCCUUCCAUCCCAAAAAAAGCCCCUUCCCUUCCCCCUGUACACGAGGAGCUGCCGCUCCACACCCUGCAUGCUGCAAAAACCCCCUGCAGCAAGACACCAAAAUAAAGUCGAUUUUCACUCCCUGUCACGGCCAGGCUGAAGCCCCGGCCGGUGUUUAGAGGCAGAAAGUGCUGCUUGAAUGCCCCAAACGCCCCAAAACGGUGUCACAGCCCGAGAAAAAGCCAGGUUGGCUGCUCCAGGUGAGCAGUCCUGUUCACGCUCCAGCACCUGGACCUGCAGGAUGUGAAAUUGCAGCAGGAGGGAUCCUCAGGGGGUCAGGCACGAAGCAAGAGACUGAAACCAGCGCACCACGCCGGGUCAGCGUCAGCACCGCGGAAAAACGGGCCUGGGAAAGGGAGAUGCUUAAAAAAAAAAAAAAGUGACAUUUGUGAGUAAUUCAAAAAGCAGCGGGUGGAAUUCCUGCUCCUGGUGAGGGUGCUGGGCUGGGGACGAGCUGUAACACCCGCGCUCCGCAUCCCCCGUGUCGUUUGAUUUUUGCAAGGCACUGAAUAACACCGUCCUCAACGGGAAUUAUUAUUUUUUUUUUUAAUUGUUUUUUUCCUUUUUGCAUCGGUGUAAGCUAAGUGAAGAUCUAUAUUAUAUAUAAAUACCUAUAAACAGAGAGGAAGGAAACCCUCCAGGACAGCCGGAGCAGGGCUUCGCGGCUCCCCGUCCUUUGCACCCGCGGAUGUUUUGUAACCCUGUCACGCUGCAUGCCCGGGCUGUGCCGUGCUGAGCCUUUCCCGAGUGUUCCUCGUCUGGUACAAAUUAAAUCGGAUCGAGCCGAGGUGCCCGGCAGCCUCCUUUGUGUGCCAGGCAUUUCCCGCAUUUCUGCAUUCCCUGCAUUUCCGCCCUCCCCGGCCUCAGGGAGCUUUUGUUCCCUUCCAGCCCCGCUUUAACCCAAACCCCGCCGAUUGAACCCAAACCCCAGCGAACCUCUUCUCCUCCCCCGCUCCCAUCGCUGCAGUCCAAGAGGAGUUUUCUAAUUUCUGUCUCGUUCCAGUUUCUGUUCUAAUAAAGGAGUUUUUACA
Serinus canaria (Common canary) is the source of this 2400-nucleotide messenger RNA. RefSeq names its product prion protein (gene PRNP). The record is from RefSeq and is a predicted model, not a curated record. Gene Ontology annotation, biological process: protein homooligomerization. Bases 134 to 943 code for a protein of 269 amino acids. Gene Ontology annotation, cellular component: membrane. The transcript has 2 exons. Lineage: Eukaryota; Metazoa; Chordata; Aves; Passeriformes; Fringillidae.